CUCUCAAGCACCAACCCUCCCCAGCUUAACCUGUGCAAAGGCAACCUGAGCUCCGCCUCCGAGAGGCGCCCUGGCCUGGCCUCUUUCUCUCCCCCCCCCCCAGUCCGGAGAUGGGCGGAGAGGCUGCGGCCCCAUCUGGGAGGGAGGAGCGUGGCGAGCAGAUCGGGGCGAGGAGGGGCGCUGCUGCCUGGCAGGCAGGCAGGCAAGAUCGGGGCUUCCCGGGGAAGAAGGGAGGAACAACGAUGGCAGAACAGAGGCUUGUGGUACCCAGAGAAGCGGGGACUGAGAAUGAGGGGAGAGACCCUGUCAUUGUUCAAGUCAGGACCACGGGGGACUGCUUGACCAGCAACGGCCCAUCCCACGUUAAGCUGGAGUCACAGGAGGAAAUCCACCAAUGCUGGGACUCUCAUCUGCAGAACUUCCUGAAAAGGGUGGCUGAGCUUCCCUCAGCAUUGCCUCCCUUGGAGGAAGAUGCCACAGACCCCCAGGCCCCCCUGGGGAGAGACAAAGAGGAUCUGCAGGAGGAGAAUUCUGGGUGGUCCAGAGGGGAACCCAUGCUCCAAAUGGAUCCGAACAUCAGUGGGAAAGCCUGGAUGGACAGGGAAAAGCUGGAUUUCUGCAUGAAAGUGCAAGUGGAAGAGACUUUGAAGGAAGUUGAUCUGGGAAGCCAGUGGCCUCUACAGCUCAGGCAGUUCGGUCCCCAGGAUGCUCAACAGCACCAGGAGGUAUCCAAUCCCGAAAAAGAGGGAAAGGGGAACACUCCCUCUGCAAGAGAAAACUGUAUUUGCUCAGAGUAUGGGGAAUUGGGUUGGAAAACAAAGCUGAUGAAGCACAUGAGAAUCCACACAGCAGAGAAGUCAUAA
Messenger RNA from Crotalus tigris (Tiger rattlesnake), 863 nucleotides. RefSeq lists its product as uncharacterized. Lineage: Eukaryota; Metazoa; Chordata; Lepidosauria; Squamata; Viperidae. The transcript is spliced from 3 exons. The coding region runs from base 111 to 863 and encodes 250 amino acids. The record is from RefSeq and is a predicted model, not a curated record.